CAGGUCAGACGCGCUGUUGAGAUCGCUGGUCUCAUCGCAUCUAAGGAGGAGCAAUCUCACGUGCACCUCUUGACUGCUGGCGAAGUAAGUCUUCAUUUCUGUUUUACCAGCAUGAUUGCGUCGGAUAUAUUCUCUAAAAACCUUAUAGAUGUAGUCAUUGUUGUUGAUACCGGAGGCGGAACUAUCGAUCUCAGUACCUACUCCAUGAAGUUAUCUCCGACUUUGUUCGAGGAGAUUGCUCCAGCUGAA
Molecule: messenger RNA, 249 nt
Organism: Suillus clintonianus
Lineage: Eukaryota; Fungi; Basidiomycota; Agaricomycetes; Boletales; Suillaceae
Exons: 2
Source: RefSeq, a predicted model, not a curated record